Molecule: messenger RNA, 441 nt
Organism: Aspergillus oryzae RIB40
Lineage: Eukaryota; Fungi; Ascomycota; Eurotiomycetes; Eurotiales; Aspergillaceae
Exons: 2
Coding region: 1-441 (146 amino acids)
Biological process (GO): protein transport
Source: RefSeq, a predicted model, not a curated record
AUGAAAAGGGUGGGCUUCAACCGCUGGACGAAGGUCACACUCUCGGUGAUCGGUUACAUUAUAAUUCGUCCAUAUAUCGAAGCCUGGUUUAAGAAAAUGAGUGAACGCGAUCGCAAGAAGAUGCAGGAGAAGGAAAAGGCCAAGAGGGAGGCACAAGGAGGCAAGAAGGCUAAGGUUUCGGCCAAUACACUGCGAGGUGGUGCUAGCGGAGGCGGAAAGGUGCUCGGAGAGGUCGAGAAUACCGAUGACGAGAUUGAGGAUGGAGAAGACUUUGCGACUGCCAGCGGAGUGCCGGAGUGGACAAAGAAUGCGAGAAAGAGGCAGAAAAAGUACAUGAAGAGUCUGAAGGAGGCAGAGGCGAACGCGAAUAAGUUGUCCCAGGAUCAGAUUAUGGAAUUGUUGGAUUGGAGUGAUUCGGAAAAUGAGAAGAAGGACGCCUGA